Molecule: messenger RNA, 1290 nt
Organism: Selaginella moellendorffii
Lineage: Eukaryota; Viridiplantae; Streptophyta; Lycopodiopsida; Selaginellales; Selaginellaceae
Exons: 9
Coding region: 210-1187 (325 amino acids)
Source: RefSeq, a predicted model, not a curated record
CCGAUAUGCCUAUCGGACGGCUGGCCAUCGUCCUCCCUGCAUUGCUAGGGCUCUUGAGCUCGGGUUUGAUCUAGGCGCUCCUUUUCGCGCUUUCGAUUCUUUCGCUCCUCGCUGUGCCCCCGAUCGCCCCAGCAGCAGCGCGCAAAUCUUGGAGGAUGAUAUCAGGUGCGUCUCGCGAGUUCUCGGUGUGAGGGUUUUUUAGCUGGAGGAUGAUCGUUGGCCAGUCAAAAAUGGGGAAUGCGGAUUUUGAUCUCCCGGAAUCGAUAUGCUCGGUGCUCCCGGACGAUCCGUACGAGCAGCUGGAUGUGGCGAGGCGGAUCACUGCCAUGGCAAUUGUAGCUAGAGUAGGGAAGCUAGAGGCAGAGGAGAAGAAGGCUUCUCAGAAGAUUUUGGAGAGGGAAAGAACGAUCUAUGAGCUCCAGGAGCGGCUUGUGGAAGCCGAGCGAUCCUUGCAAGAGGCAAACGCUCGCCUCGGCCAUGCGUUGGAAGAACAGGCCAAAAUGGCAAACGAGAAGAACGCACUUAUGGCGACUGUUAAGAAGCUGAAUCGUGACGUUGCUAAGCUGGAGACUUUCAAACGCACACUGAUGCAAUCUCUCCAAGAAGAGGAUGAAAAUUCUUCCACUUUAGAGAAUGGAGACAAGCAUCUCCUCCGAUCUAACAUGAGUUCUCAUGCACUUCCGUCCCAUGAUGGUCGACCAUUUACAAGGGCGCAACUAGUAGAAGCCUCAAACGCUAUUGUAGAGGAUCCCGAAGAUGCAGGUUCCAAGCAGAAGUUGCUUUCGAUGACACCAAGUCUUACUCCAAAACUUACUCCCACUGGCUCUCCCAGAAGACAGUCGACGGCUACUUCUCCCAGAAGGCAUCAUCCUUCGAAUGGGAUUCGGAGCUCAUUUUCACUCUCUCUUCCUGCUAGUCAAGCCACGACAGCUCCGAGUUCUCCUCCACAUGUUGGUGCUCUACCAGUUCGCACUCCGAAGGUUGAUGGGAAAGAGUUUUUCCGCCAGGCCAGGAACCGACUGUCAUAUGAACAGUUCAGCGCUUUCCUUGCUAACAUUAAAGAGCUAAAUGCUCACAGGCAGACACGAGAGGAAACAUUGCGAAAGGCAGAUAACAUAUUUGGACCGGGAAAUAAAGACCUGUACAUGUCAUUUGAGGGAUUGCUCAGCCGCCACCUUCCUUCGUAAGAGAGAGGUGGAAGAUCUCGUUCUCGGAGAUCAGUAAGGUCCAAGCUAUCCAGUGUUUCUUAUUUCCUUUUGUCUUAACAAACUGAAAGAAUUGAGGAGUGUU